Macrosiphum euphorbiae (potato aphid) is the source of this 465-nucleotide messenger RNA. NCBI's taxonomy places the organism in Eukaryota, Metazoa, Arthropoda, Insecta, Hemiptera, Aphididae. The record is from the annotation of a GenBank genome assembly.
AUGAGAAUCACCGUGGCUUGCGAGAUUCCGAAACGACGUGCUCCCAGACAUGGGAAACCCCCCGACCACUGGUGGAACGCUGAGAUUUCCCUCCUCCGGUCAAACUGUGUGAGGACCAAACGCAGGAAAACGAGGAUGGUAGCUCGGAUCGCUCGUCUACGAAGGCAGGCAGCAGUCGACUUUGAUAACGAGCGCGCAGAGGCAGAGCUGACUAGAACGAACGACGCUUAUCGCGAAGAUAAGCGCCAGCUAAAGCAUGCAAUUCUUUGCAGCAAAAAAGCCUGCUGGGCGGAGCUCAUCCAGUCCGUGGACAACGACCCGUUCGGUAAACCAUACAAAAUAGUCAUGCGUAAACUAAGAGGGUACCCUGCUACUAGCACAAUGGAGCCCGAAAUACUUGAAGCAGUCAUCAGUACACUAUUCCCCAGCCACGAUCACAGGCAGGAGGAGCUGAGAGAGGAAUAG